Molecule: messenger RNA, 2673 nt
Organism: Oryzias latipes (Japanese medaka)
Lineage: Eukaryota; Metazoa; Chordata; Actinopteri; Beloniformes; Adrianichthyidae
Gene: ccdc149a
Product: coiled-coil domain containing 149a
Source: RefSeq, a predicted model, not a curated record
GACAAGAGAGAGAAAAUACUUUUUAGAUUCUUGUUACUGAACCAAAGCAGAUAUUUUGUGCUUUUACUGUGAAAUUGUUUUUUUUUUUUUAGAACUAGCCACUGUUUCCCCGGAAGUUGUCUAUGUCGCGCUUCACCUUUCUUGUUUUGCAAGGUAGAAGUGUCCGUCACUACUCGAUCUGUAACAUUUAACAUCAGCAGACGAACAGAAACACUAAAAGAAAACGGACAUUUUGUGCUUUUAAUAUGAAAUGUUUUUUUAUUGGUUUACCGGAAGUUGUUUUAUUUUGACAGUCGAGGCUAUACAAAGUGACGUUGCUUGAUAAACAGAGAAGGCGAGGCAGUCUCGUUCAGGUAGUGCCCCAAAUAUAAAAAUAAUUAUUUAGUUUAUUUUUUAUAGUCAUGCAGUCUUCCAAGAGGAGUGAGAGUGACUGGCAGGGACUCGUCAGUGAGUUCCUGGUGUGUAAGCGCAAGUUGGACAGUAAGAAGGAAGCUCUGCUCAUCCUCUCAAAGGAGUUGGACACUUGUCAGCAGGAGAGAGACCAGUACAAGCUGAUGGCCAACCAGCUGCGGGAACGCCACCAAGGCCUCAAGAAGAAGUACAGGGAACUCAUUGAUGGUGACCCGUCUCUGCCACCAGAAAAACGCAAUCAAGUGAACCUGGCUCAGCUGCUGAGGGACUCCAGAGAGCGAGUGAAGCAGCUCUCUGAGGAGGUCAAGGACCUCACCCAGAGGCUUGCAGAGGCUCAAGGAGACAACAAGCUUCUGAGGAUGACUAUUACUAAACAGAGGCUGGGGGACGAUGAAGUUGGGGUGCGUCACUUUCCUGCCCAUGAGCGGGAAGACCUGGUUAGCCAGCUGGAGAGAGCUGGCCUGCAGAUGGAAGAAAUGGAAAACUCCAUCAAGGCCUUGACAGAUGAGCUCCAGGACGUGAAGGCAGAACGCAGUGUGUUUAAGGAGAAGGCUGACCGGCUAAACGUUGAACUCAACCACAUUCUGGGGAACCACGAGUCGCGCAUCAUCGACGUGGACGCUCUUUGCAUGGAAAACCGGUAUCUGCAUGAGCGUUUCACUCAGCUGCAGGAGGAGGUCACCCUGUUGAAAUCCAACAUUAUGAAGUACAAGACGGCCCUUGAGAGAAGAAAAAACUCCAGCCCACAUGGAAGAUCAAGUAACACCCCCCUCACUGGUGUGCUCUCAGCCAAACAAGUCCAGGAGAUGCUCCUGGAGGAGCAGGGCUGCAGUUUACCCCUCACUCCUCAGUCCAUCUCAGACCUCAAGUCUUUGGCCACGGCUCUGCUGGAGACGAUCCAUGAGAAGAACCUGGUCAUCCAGCACCAAAGGCAUACGAACAGGAUUCUGGGUAACAGAGUGUCGGAUUUGGAAAGGAAGCUCAGAACCUUAGAGGUUUCCGGUUUAUGGAGUCUUCCAGGCUUGACCUACCACGUAUCUGUGGGAAUUGGGAGAACACGGGACAGCAUCACGCUGAACGAAAACCUUCAACUUGAGCUGCAUCCGACUCCGUCCCAACCAAACGCCCAGGCUCAAGGGCAGAUGCCCAAAGAUAAUAGAAGUUCCUGUGAAUCCUCUUGGGAAUGCCUCGCCGCUGGCACUGAGCUUAGCACAGAUGGUGUCAGCAGGGGAGACGCACCUGAGCUCCUGAACAUCCUGGAUCCUCUCGCCGGGGUGGAAUCGACUGACGGGAGAAGGGAGGAAACCGCGACCCUGACCGGGGGUCCUGAGCUGGAGGAUGGGCAGAGUCCAGUGGAAGAAGCGGGGCAUGAGGUGGAGCUGUCGGAGGAUGAAGACCUGUGUUCAACCGUGGAGGAAGGAGAAGAAGCGGCGGAGGCGCUGGACGCUCCAACAUCUGAGUCUGAACCUCAGUGGCUUUCGAUGGAACAAGCCUCCAUCCGACAGUCAAAAGACAGUCACCCGUCCAACCUGCACCAUGUGUCGACUGAUGUGCAAGAAGUCUCCGCAUUGACUUCAAAGAGGGACGUUGUGGAAGAGUCGAGCAGAACAGGGCAUGAUGACGAUGCCACAUUAGCACAAUGCAAUGUCACAUUGUAAAAAUGUAUAUAGAUCCUUAUUGCAGCUACAGCUGCUGACAUUUUCAUUUCCACCUUGCACUUGAACACUCUAACUUUUGCGUUUUCAUAUCAGCUAUGUCUCUUUUCGGUCAAAAAAAACCCAUUUUUUUUUAGCCAAAGCUGGAAUAAUAUGCCUUUUACUGAGGUGGGCUUGUUGCUGUGUGGGAGCAGAGCAUCUUCAAAUCAAUGAAGUUGUAAACCGCAUGCCCUCGAGGAGGAAUUUAGCUGGAAAAACAGCAUCAUCAACUUCUGCGUCUUAUGUUUCCUUUUUCUUUCCCUUGUGAAAAAAAUAAUCCCCAUUGUUUGCUUACUUCUUGUUCUUUAAGGCUACCAGAGUAGUGAUGAUCUAUUUUGGCGAGGCUCCAUUAGGAAUUUCAAAUUGGUGUGCCAGAUCCUUUAAUGAAUGUGUUGUACAUAUUUGUUUAUGAAAAAUCUCUCUUUUGACUAUUAAUGGCGGUUCAUUUACAGGAUUAGGUCCUAAAAAUUGGUCAAAAAUGUAUAUUUUCUAGUUUUGGAUGCAACUACGUGUGCCUUAAAUGUCAAAUAUCUGAUGUUAUGUGUAAAUAUAGAUGCAUAAACCUUGA